AUGAUCGUCUGGUACAAGUCCGACCAUUCCAACGCUCUGCACACCAACAAACUAAUUGCUCACGUCGCUGGUAAACAGCCCGUCGGAAAUGCUCAAGCAUGGCCCGGCCUACACUUUCACAAUUCAGUGUCGUUACAAGACCUCAAUCAUGGCCCAUGCGCCCUGUCGUGCCUGCCGACGACCAGCAACCGGGCAACAACCCAUAGCCACAAAGACCAGUCAUGGCAGCCCCUGUCGAUCAGUCACCACUGCGUACACUUGCAAGAAUCGUGCGACAACCUAGUUAGGUUAGCAAAACGUUGUGACGUGUAUUAUCACUUGCCCGGACAUGUAGACACGAAACUCGCCGUCGAUCAGAUUUGGGUCCGGGUUGCAACUUUUUAA
Molecule: messenger RNA, 384 nt
Organism: Striga asiatica
Lineage: Eukaryota; Viridiplantae; Streptophyta; Magnoliopsida; Lamiales; Orobanchaceae
Source: the annotation of a GenBank genome assembly